Messenger RNA from Cimex lectularius (bed bug), 2351 nucleotides. RefSeq lists its product as uncharacterized. The record is from RefSeq and is a predicted model, not a curated record. The transcript has 9 exons. Lineage: Eukaryota; Metazoa; Arthropoda; Insecta; Hemiptera; Cimicidae. Bases 245 to 1402 code for a protein of 385 amino acids.
CUUCCACUCAGAUCAGUUCGCUUCGGCUAGUGAAAGUGGCCAGUUGUCUUGUGUUUACGGCCAGCACAGGGAUUUACCAAACAUGUCGAUGAAGUUUACCAAGUCCACAUGCUUGAGUUAACGCGAGGGACACAUUUGCAAACCAGGUUUGCUAAAUGCACAAAGAUCCGCCCCUGGGCGCCUUCAGAUUUUCCGGAAAUCCUUUUUUAAAGCUUUGCAAUAACUGGCUUAGAUAAACACAGACAUGGCUGUAACACUAAGGCUGCUAUUACUUUUUGCAACUACUUUCCUCAGCAUCCAUGCAGCUCAAAUUCCAACCAAUAUAGCGUUGGGCAUGCCAGAAGUAAGAGUGGCAUGUCGAAGCGAACACAUGACGAUAACCGUGGAUUCGACCACAGGACUCUUUGAUGGUAUGAUCUAUCCACGAGGGCUCGGAAGAAACUCGUCCUGUAUGACACUUUAUUCAAACGCCCUGGGUCCCGUCACUUACGAACUGCCACUGAGCGCAUGCAACACGAUGAGCUCUAACAUGGAUGACGGGACUAUAGAGUAUUACAACACGAUAGUCGUGCAACCACAUCGAAAGCUGGUAACAAGCCAGGGCAAAGGAUUCCAUGUACGGUGCAAGUACACGACGAGGGAGAAGAUGAUCACUAAUGAUAUUAAUGUGAAUAUGGUACUUGAGCCGACAAUGUUACUAGGUACAGCACCAAUGCCAGGCUGCUCAAUGGUGAUAUACCAAGGCGAUCAUGUAGCGCAAAAUGUCAAAAUUGGGGAGACUCUCACUCUAAUGGUCUCCAUUGACAAGCAGGAGGUCUAUGGCAUGAGAUUAUCUCACUGUUCAGUCACUGAUGCCACAAAUUCAGCUUCUCAGCCCCUCAUCGACGAUUUUGGUUGUGCAGUCGAUACAGAAAUAAUGGGCCCCUUUCACUACAGUAAAGACGAAACAAUAGCCAAAGUGGAUUUUCAGGCUCAUAAAUUCCCUUAUACUGAUUCUGUUUACUACCACUGCAAUGUCCAUCUUUGCCUCAAAGCAGAUAAAGGAUGCCCUCCACUUCCAGACUGCAGUCGUGGCAGAAAGAAAAGGCAAGCAGAUGAGGGAAGUCCUGCAACAAUUGAAGUCUACAGUGGACUUUAUGUGAACGAGGCAAAUGAUCUCUCCAGACCUGAUCAAUUUGACUUAGUAGCUAGAGAAAAAGCUAUUGAAAACCCGAACAACAUUUGCAUAUCGCAGAGAAAUUUUGCAAUUGGGAUUGCAAUAGCAGGACUGAUCCUGAUGUUGAUGGUGAUCGCGGCUUUUGUCAUUCUCUUGGCCAGGAGAAGAAACAAGAAGGAAAUAUCAAGUGGAAGUUCUAUUUACAGUGGCCCAUAUACAAAUACUGCAUACAGCCAUUCUAGUUAAAACUGUAGUGUUAGAAAAACAAUUGCCAUAUUAUUUUAUAGUUAUUUUAUUUCUAACAUGUUCAUAAAGACAGUUAUUCAUGAAUGAAUUCCUAAAUAAGAAAAUGCGUUUUCUUUUAUUUGGCUUUAUACUGAUUGAUUAAAAUUGUAAAAAUGUUUUUAAUGUGAAAUCAAAUUUAAUAAAAAUAUAGCUGUAGUGCUCAGUUAGUGUCAGGCUGCCCAGGCUAGGUAUUAGGUUUUAUUAUUUUAAUAUAGAUCGUUUCUAUUCAUUUCUUUUAUAGGACGAGGGGGAUCUGAAUUGUAGUUGUUUAAAAUGAAUUAAUAAAUUAAAUACAAUUUUAUAUUCAUUUUAAACAACAAUCUUCGGCUCUUCCUCAACAGACCCCAUACGUCUGAUGCUUCAUUGGGAAUGGUGCUCUUUUCUUUAAAAUUUCAGGGUUUAUUUGUAGUGCGCUCCACACCCUUCAAUCGCAUAACAUGCUGUUAAACAUUGCUUUAUACAUUCUUGUACAAAAUUUAAAAUAGUUCUUUUUAAAAACAAGUUUCUAUAUGGUAUAUUUUGCUGAAUUAUUCUUCUUCAGAAAAUUGGUGGUUUGAUAAACAAUACUUUAUUGUUUUGUUCAAGACAUUGGUUCAUAGUUUCAUUAAUUUCAACUUAAGCUUAAAAUAUAGUUUUCAAUGAAAAUCUGGACCUUUGUCUUGUUAUUAGUAUUAACAUUAUUACAAUGUAUGCUAGUAUUCAUUUUCAUUAUUAAUUCAGAAAUUAUAAUGUAGACAUCAUUAAAUCUAUAAUUUAAGUUAUACUUUAGGAUAUUAAUUUAUAAACAUUCUUUUCUUUAUUAUUUAACAAAAUAAUGUUCUUACAUUGUAUUAUUGAAAAUACACAUUUAACUGUGAUGAUAUUAAUAGAUUAUUUUAUCUCUUUGACUUCAAAUAAAAUAUUGAUGAAA